AUGGCAGUUUCACACGGAAACAAUUAUCGAAGGGAAAGCAAGCAGUGGUAUUUGGGGUCUAAUGUGUGCUUGCUGUUUGGUUUGCUCUUUCUGUCGAUGAUUACUCAAACAGAAGGUACUGUGUGUAGUUACUGUGGUAAAGAUUUUGUUGUCUUAGGUCGACACGUUUGGCGCUGCAAAGCACGCGUGACCAGUGAUGCGUUCACUGCUUCGCCUAAAGCAGCCUCUGAUGCUGGCCAGGAACGAUCGAACAGCGUUGUCUUUCCUGAACUAUCAUUUGCUAGCUUGAAUAACGAACACGAUCAGGAGGCUUUUGCAGCUGAUCAUCACCUAGAAACCGACGAUCACGAUCUGCUACAUGCCGAAUGCCAUUGUGGUAAAAAAUGCAAAAGUUUUAAAGGCCUUCAAGCGCAUCGUAAACACUGUCCCAUUAAUGCUAAUCUAGAUUUGAACCUGCUGUUUGCACAAGACUCUGAUCCACCGAUGCCACCAGGGCAAGCACGUGCAGUAGAUUCAGUUGAGAAUGAAGAGACGCAAUGUCUAGAUAAUUCAUUUCAGAGAAUACCCGUUAAACCAGGCUUAAAGUUACCUAAAACACCGAUCGGUUGGGAUAAUGCUAAUGAAUAUUUUAGAGCAAAUUUGAAUAUCAGUAACGAAAUAACUGAUAUUAAUACUGAAAUUAGCUCACUGCAGGACAUGAUUUAUACAUAUUUCAAGUCAAACUUUGGAACUUAUAACAACGAAGAUGACAGCAUAAGCGAAGGGUCAAUAUUCCAGCAAAAGUACAACCAUCUUUCUCGUCGGCAACUUAAAUACCAUUUAAGCGAGUUAAAGAAACUUCAGUGUAACGAGGCAACGCAAGAGAUUCGCUAUAUUAGCAAACUAUUGCGAGUAAAAUAUAGCAAAAGGACUCACCGUAUACUAUCUGAAAAAACCCAUGAUGAACGCAUCCAAGAAAAUUUCUGGAAGUAUUGUAAGGAAAUUUUUGAGGAUGAAAACACAAUCCUCCCAGAUUUUGAUAAAGAAACUUGCACAAGCUUUUUUCGUGUUCACCUGAAGGCUAAUAGUGGGAAGGGGAAUGUUGAAAUUCCCCAGUGGAUGAAAAAAUUCGAUAGACCAACAAAACAUUUUAAUAUAGCGGCUCCGUCUUACCGUGAGGUGACAAACAUAAUCAAGAAAAUGAAGCCUGGAUCCUCUGCUUGCCCAUUCGAUCAAAUCAGUAUAAUUAUUCUUAAACGAUGUCCGUUCCUUCGAACUGCAUUACACCGUAUUCUAGUAUACUGCUGGGAGGGAAAUGUUGUUCCUAGAAUCUGGAAGCAUGGCUUUACAAUCUUAAUACAUAAGAAAGACUCCCCACAAGAUCCUUCAAACUUUCGACCGAUUACACUUCAGCCGGUUUUUGGCAAGGUGUUCACAUCAAUAAUUCGCAAUAGAAUCUACUCAUUUCUGAUGGAUAACAAAUAUAUAGAAACCAAAAUUCAAAAAGGUUUCUGGGAAGAGGUGUCUGGUACGAUAGAACACACCGAACUGUUAACUCACAUUAUAAACCAUGCGCGCAACAAUAAAAGGCAUUUGAUAGUCACUCUACUCGAUUUAAAAAACGCGUUUGGUGAAGUUGACCAUCAACUCCUUUCAACUGUACUAGAACACCACCAUGUUCCGACAACUGUAACAGAGCUUAUCAAAAACCUGUAUGAUAACUACACCAUCUCAGUAGGCACAGAAAGCUUUAUUACAAACCCAAUUUUAGUUGGUAAAGGAGUUCUUCAAGGUGACUGCCUUUCUCCCCUUUUAUUUAAUAUGUGCGUUAAUACCCUCAUCAAAUGUAUAGAAGAUGAACGUGUACAAUGUAUUGGCUAUUCAUAUUGUGAAUACCUACGCCCCAGACACUGGUUCCAGUUUGCAGACGACACUGCACUAGUCACAACAUCCGAAGAAGAUAACCAAGCUCUCCUCGACGUAUUCACUAAAUGGUGCCGUUGGGCAGGCUUCCAGGUUAGAGUUAAUAAAUGCUCUACAUUUGGAAUCAAGCACAACGGGAAAAAGGCUACGCAAUUUAAGCCUUAUCUCAAAGUAAAUAAUCAGAUGAUUCCUCAGGUUGAGAUAAACGAAUCAUUCCAAUAUCUAGGAAAGCAAUUCAAUUAUAAAAUGGACACGGUCGUAAUCGAACAGGAACUAGAAUAUGAUCUUUUGGAAUAUUUAGAGAAAAUUAACAGGCUUCCUUUGCACCCUAGAAAUAAAAUUCUGAUUAUCACGAAGUACGUCUACAGUAAACUGCGAUGGCGUUUAUCAAUCUACAGGCUUUCACAAACUUGGGUGGAACAGCACUUAGAUAACAAGAUCAUCUCUUAUAUCAAGCGUUGGCUACAUUUCCAUAAAGGUGCAAACAUGACGCAUCUGAAAUUAGCUAGCAGCAAAUUAGGUGUCGGUCUCCAACUGGCUUCUGAUGUUUACAGAUACUGUAAGCUGUCUAUUAGAAAAAUUCUUUCUAAAUCCAUCAACAAUGAUAUGAGAUGCCUGUUCAAUCUUACCAAGUUCAAUAAUGUGCAAACUGAUUGCUUGAUUUAUAACAACGACAAUCCUAGAUCAGCUCUUAAGCAACAAAUCGAAAAUACCGUGGUGGAACAUCUCUCGACUCUUAAGGAACAGAAUACGAUCAUGAAACAUGCUAGACAGGUAGCAUCUCCUAAGCAUAUAACAAUGUGGGACAACAUCUGCCGCCAAAUGCCAAAGAAUAUAUUCGUGUUUGCGAGACGAGCCUUGAUAUAUUCUCUGCCGAAUAAUUCAAAUCUAUAUCGAUGGGGGAAAAGUGAUAACCCAUCUUGUGAAUUGUGCUAUUCAAACAAACAAACACAACUUCACAUGCUUUCUGCCUGUCCGGUUUCGGCAGAUGAAGGUCGAUACACUUGGCGACAUGACUCAAUUCUCUACACUUUGCUUCACUAUGUGUCUCAACUAAGGAAAUACGGAUUUCGAAUCUAUGCUGAUCUAGACAAUUUUGACAAUCCUAACGAAUUCUUCCAUUCAUUCCGCCCAGACAUUGUACUAAUAAAAGAUGACAGAAUCUUCAUUUUGGAAUUGACGUGUUGCUUUGAAACAAACUCUGAAAAGAGCAGGAACCUAAAGAUCAGCAAAUAUAGGGAUAUUCAAAAUGAUUGCAAGAAAAGGUUUCGACACUGGAGAAAGAUUUUCGUUGAAUUUACAACACUUGGACUAGUAACAAAACAUAUAGAUGACUUAUACAGUGUCUUUAAAAAUACAAACAUUAAUUAUAAGAGAAUGAUUGAAAAGUGUAUGGAAGUAGCUAUGCGUGCCUCAUUUUAUAUAUAUGUACGCCGUAACAAACAAUGGACAUCUCCGCCUAUCUUAAAGUUUUAUUAA
Messenger RNA from Paramuricea clavata, 3381 nucleotides. NCBI's taxonomy places the organism in Eukaryota, Metazoa, Cnidaria, Anthozoa, Malacalcyonacea, Plexauridae. The record is from the annotation of a GenBank genome assembly.